GUUCGAGCAAAGGUGGAUAGACAAUGGAACAAGUGGACCACGAUCCCGAGAAGGCCAUGGAAUCUUCUCGAAAGAGUCUGUUCCAUCAAUCCACCGAACUUUUUUGUGGACAACAUCGGCAAUCGCGAAUUUAUGCGUGAAGUAGACAUUUCUAGUGCUAAUGCACAACUUUCACCUACAGUAUGGCGGUAUCUGGUUGUGGUAGAUAGCCGGCAGUCAGAUUACUCUUCGAUAGAUAUCACCAAAUUAGCGGAUAAGCCCACAUCGGAUUAUGAUAACACUCCUUACUAUAUCACUGCUUCUUUGACGCCAGAGCAGGUCCAUCAAAAUAUUGACUUCCGGUUAGGUGACGGCCAAGUUCAUGGCGGAUACCUCAACUAUCCGCUCAAAGAAAGUCAAGUUGACCCCAGAUGGACUCUGGUCCCUAUGACACAGCUAGAAAACGAAAUAAUGGAACCACGUUUGAAGACCUGCGGUUUCACUGAAGAAGGAAAUUUCGAGUGCGACAUGCCGCUAAGUGAAUUUAUCUCUUAUAUUCCGGUUUGGAUCAAAACCGCCUUGCUGCUGUGCUUCUCUGCAAUCAUCUUCUGCUUUUGCAUAAUGCUAGCAUGUGGAUUGCGACGAUUUUGCGGUGAGCAAAUUUUUUUAUGGCUUUCAAGAGAAUAUUGCAUUUGUAUAGAAUUUUUUAAUGACAAAAAUAAUGUUAUGGAACUUUUGCGCAGCGAAAAAAUCCUGAAUAAUCAGCUUUGUUCAGAUAAUCCUAAUCAGACCAAGGAGGCUUCAAUAAUGUAUUAUCAUAACGACUCACCCAACACAAUUUCUACAACAAGGGAGUACAGAAAAGUGGAAAGGCGCGAAUUUAGCGCUGCAGAUCGGGAAGCUCGGAUGAAGUUUAUGGAAGAGGACCAUUGUGACUGUCAUACAGUAUGA
Molecule: messenger RNA, 930 nt
Organism: Cylicostephanus goldi
Lineage: Eukaryota; Metazoa; Nematoda; Chromadorea; Rhabditida; Strongylidae
Source: the annotation of a GenBank genome assembly